UAUUUAUUAAUUUAGAGUAACCCUCAUAUAUCGCUGACUGUUUGUUUCUCUCUGUUCUAUUUUUUGUUGACCUCUUUGCUUGCCUAGAGAUUUCGACGAUUGUGUAACGUAAUAAAAGCUGCAACGUUUGCCUUUGUCUACGAUAUUUAUCUACGCAAUGGACAACCAAGAGAAGAUAGUCUACAUUGCGCCUGAGCAGACUCAAGCCGGCCAACCUCAACCUCAGUAUCAGCCAACGAUGCAAGGACAACCACCAGUCGGAACUUACACGCAACAACCGCUACAGCCUCAACCAAAAGGGCUAGAGGACGCACAACCACAAUAUCAACCUCAGAUGCAACCGCAAAUGCAAUCCCAAGUCGAUCAACGCGCGUAUCCUCACCCGACAGCAUAUGGCCAACAGGGUGGUGAAUGGCAAGCGAGUCUCUGCGAUUGUUCACCAUGCACAAGCUGUCUGCUAUCCACAUGCUUGCCAUGCAUCUUACUUGGUCAGACCUCCGAACGAAUUAGAGAUCCUUCGAUGCAAUCGGCCGACAUGAUGAACAGCGACUGCAUGAUUCACGGUCUAAUUACCUGCUUUACCGGUUGCGGAUGGAUCUAUGCGUUGAUGAAGCGAGGCGAGAUUCGAGAGCGUUUCCAGAUCGAAGGCAGUGGCUUUAACGACUGCUGCGUUUCGUACUGGUGCCCGUGCUGCGCGCUGAUCCAACAAGACAACGAAGUCAAGGUGCGCCAGCGCAACGCCCAACCGGUAGCGCAGGGCUACCAACCUCAACCCACGAUGCAAAUGCCAGCGCCCUCUUACCAACCAUAAACGAGAAUCCUUCUAGGGAUAUUUCGCUUUUCAUGUUUAUAUUGUAUUUAUUGGCACUUUUUAAUGACCAAUUGAGGAUAAGAGAGGGCUCUUCCAGCGAUUGGCGACGUGUCGAUAUUGCUACGACUCUGAGACCCGUAUGAGGCAAGGGUUUAUUGGUAGCUAUCUCUACCUAUGGAUGUUAGUGGG
Messenger RNA from Annulohypoxylon maeteangense, 1000 nucleotides. RefSeq names its product PLAC8-domain-containing protein. The transcript is spliced from 3 exons. The record is from RefSeq and is a predicted model, not a curated record. NCBI's taxonomy places the organism in Eukaryota, Fungi, Ascomycota, Sordariomycetes, Xylariales, Hypoxylaceae. The coding region runs from base 158 to 811 and encodes 217 amino acids.